Molecule: messenger RNA, 2445 nt
Organism: Zea mays
Lineage: Eukaryota; Viridiplantae; Streptophyta; Magnoliopsida; Poales; Poaceae
Product: ethylene-responsive transcription factor 7
Exons: 2
Coding region: 252-731 (159 amino acids)
Biological process (GO): regulation of DNA-templated transcription
Molecular function (GO): DNA binding; DNA-binding transcription factor activity
Source: RefSeq, a predicted model, not a curated record
UCUCUAUAUAUAUCUCUCAAGUCUCAACGACCCCUCCCACUCCCGCCUUGCUCGUCCCCCUAUUUCCCUUUCUCUCUCAACCUCUAUCCCUGCUUCAUUCUCCCAAAGUCACUGAAGACCAACGUUGGAAGGCGCGGCGGUGAGGAGAUUAGUACCGAAGAUCAAGCAGGAGCCUGCAGAGACGACCACGAUCCGCAAACUAGUCCGCGUCUUCUGCGACGACCACGUCGGCAUGGACUCCUCCAGCCACCAUGGCUGCUGCCGGUGGCGGUGCUAGAGCGGAGGCAGGGCUGCGUAAGUUCCUCGUGGAGCAUCAGCCGUGCUGCAAUGCCACGGUGCCCAAGGGGAGUGUUGUCGACGGUGGCAAGAGGAAAGUGGCGGCGGCGGGCGUGCCGACGGAGCCGAGGUACAGGGACGCGCAGAGGAGACGGCCUAGGGGGCGGUACUCGGCGGAGAUCCGCGAUCAACAUAAGGGCGUGUGGCUGUGGCUAGGCACGUUCGACACUGCUGAGGAGGCGGCCAGGAGGUACGACAGUGAGGCGUGCCGACUCCGCGGGCCGUCGGAGAACACCAACUUCCUUGCGACGCUUGAUUAUCGUGUCCCGCUUCCGGCGCUGUCGCUGCACGCCUUGCUGCCAUGUGUAAGAACACUAGUAUGGAUCGGGGUUGAGCGCUACUCCCAGCACUCGAAGGGUAUCGUGGUGUUACACGACGAGUCCACCGCAAGCUAGAUGCAACUGGGCCCGAGUUCCUCCCCUCGUCCCCCUUCAUCAUUAUUCCUUACAUAAUACAUAACUCCUUCUAUCGACUCUGGACACCCCACACUAUGAUGUGGCCCUCUACAGCCCAUAGACUCGACUAUUGGGCCUCCUUAGUCGAGUUGUCUUUUCCACCACCGAGUCUUCAUCAGCCAUCCCCUUCUUGAUCCUCACAUUCUUCCCUCUUUUAGAAGAAGCUUAUCCCCAAGCCUCAUGGCCCGGGAAACAAAGCUUGAGAGAAUCGAGGUCCUCCUAGGUACGGUAGCAAGCUCUUCCGACCAUUGCGCCCACUUGAUCAGAAACUGGAGUUUGUCACCAGAUGGACUUGACAUCGCUGGGGGAUUUUUUUAGGUAUCUGUCAUUUUUCAGACAGCAAGGGUAAUUUGGUCCAACUGAUUAUUUGAAGCAGCUAGUAGGUGGAGUUUGUAAGCGAAUGUCUCCACUUUGGCUUAAAUAGGAAACUGACCAAAGUAUUUGAACGCUAAUUUGUGAUUAGCUCUUUUGACCAAAGAGGACUAAACAUAGGGUCGAAGUUUAAGGUACACCAUGUCACCCACAUCAAAGUUCAUGUCUGUACGAUGCUUUUUAGCUUACUGUUUUUGCGUUAUUUAGCCUUGCUAGUUGUUGUCGAACUAACUGGAGCAUAAGCUUUCUCUUAGCAAACCAUUCUUGGAGUGAGGGCAUAGAGCAAGCAUCCCGGAUGUUAAAUCUCAUGUAUCUCGGGGGUAGCCAUAGAGAACCUCAAAUGGAGUAAGUUUGAGAGAAGCAUGGUAACUUGUGUUAUACCAUAAUUCCGCCAGAGAUAGCCAACUUUUCCACUUGCUGGGACAAGCGUGAGCAAAACAGCGAAGGUGUGUUACUAAACAUUUAUUGACUCAUUCCAUUUGACCGUCGGAUUGCGGGUGGUAAGCAAUAGAGAGACGUAGUUCCACACCAACAAACUUGAACAGCUCUUUCCACAAGGCACUGGUAAAUAUUCAGUCACGAUCUAUGAUGAUGGCUUGUGGAAGGCCGAGAAGUUUAAACAUAUGGUCUAUGAACUGUCAAGCCAUUUUUGAAGCAGUGAACGGAUGGUGGAGGGUACAAAGUGAUUGUAUUUUGAGAACUUAUUGACAAUGACCAAAAUGCAACUGGAAUGGUGGGAAGUUGGGAUUCCUUCUAUGAAGUCCAUGGUUAUAACUUGCCAAGCUCCUUCCGGUAUAAGCAGCGGCUGCAGGAGUCUAGGGUACUUGACCCUUUUCGGUUUCGCUUAUUGGGGAAUCCUGAGUGGCCUCCAAUUGGCGUGUUGUGCAGGUUUGUUGAAUAUGACCCAAGGGAACUCAGAAGUUGCUGGCAGCAAGAUUUUGUUUUUGUACCAUAUGACACCUUCUCGGAGGGAGUAGUCGCCUGAAGGAGAGAGGACUGCCAGUUUCUGUAGGAUGUCGUGGUGUCUUCAUGAAGACUGUAGGAGUCUACAAUUUUGGAUAGCCAGGUCGGUUGUAAAGUACUAAGGGCCAUGAUAUGAUAUGAGGGUAGGCGCGAUAAGGCAUCAGCCACUUGGUUGUUGAGACCCUUUUGUAGUGGAUUUCAAACCUGAGGCCCAAAAUUUUAGUGAGUGCCUUCUAUUGCCAUGGGGUUGUAAGGCGUUGGUCAUCCAGAUGGACCAAACUACGUUGAUCUGUGCGAAUAAUAAAGUCAUUGCCCACUA